Messenger RNA from Necator americanus (New World hookworm), 1539 nucleotides. RefSeq lists its product as uncharacterized. NCBI's taxonomy places the organism in Eukaryota, Metazoa, Nematoda, Chromadorea, Rhabditida, Ancylostomatidae. Gene Ontology annotation, biological process: GTP biosynthetic process. The record is from RefSeq and is a predicted model, not a curated record. Gene Ontology annotation, cellular component: cytoplasm. Bases 1 to 1539 code for a protein of 512 amino acids. The transcript is spliced from 16 exons. Gene Ontology annotation, molecular function: IMP dehydrogenase activity.
AUGCAGGAUCCGGAGUUGGUCGAUGGCGAAUCUGUGCAUGAGUUGAUGGGUCACAAUGAAGGUUUGACCUACAACGACUUCAACAUUUUACCUGGUAUGAUCGAUUUUUCGGUGCAUGAUGUAAGAUUGGAUACUAAUGUUACGAAAAAUAUCCGGAUCAAGGCUCCGCUAGUAUCCUCGCCGAUGGAUACGGUGACGGAAAGCGGAAUGGCCAUAGUGAUGGCUCUUUAUGGAGGAAUGGGCAUUAUUCAUGGAAAUUUUCCGAAGCCAGAAGAUCAAGCAGCUGAAGUGCUCAAAGUGAAGCGGUUCAAACAAGGAUUUGUUAUGCAACCACAUUGUUUGAAACCAGACGCUAGCCUCUGGGAUAUGAUGCAAAUAAAAAAAGUCUAUGGGUAUACGGGUGCUCCAGUGACAGAAACGGGCAAAGUCGGAUCGAAAUUAAUAGGUAUGAUCACCUCACGCGAUUUUGAUUUCAUCGAUGUGGACGAUGAGGUACAAAAACGGACACCGAUCACGGAGAUUAUGGUAGAGGUCGGUAAACUAGUACUGGGUGACGUUUCACUUCCGAUGGAGAAGGCCCAAAAAAUGCUCAAGGAUAAUCGACUUGGUAAACUACCUAUUGUGAAUGACAAAGGCGAACUAAUAGCGUUGUUAUGUCGUUCGGAUCUGCUCAAGGCUCGUAACUAUCCAAUGGCAUCCUAUGAUUCCAAAGGACAGUUACUUUGUGGCGCUGCAGUGAACACUAGGGAGACGUCGAAACGAACAUUGGAGUUGUUGGUUGAGGCCGGAGUGGAUGUUAUUGUUAUUGACUCGUCGAAUGGUUCUUCCUCAUAUCAAAUAGAAAUGCUUAAGUAUAUCAAGAAAACUUAUCCCCAAGUGGACGUAGUAGCAGGAAAUGUUGUCACCCGCGCUCAGGCUAAGCUGCUUAUUGACGCUGGUGCAGAUGCUCUCCGAGUAGGCAUGGGCAGUGGAUCCAUCUGUAUUACACAAGAUAUAAUGGCUGUUGGACGAGCACAAGGUUCGGCAGUUUACGCUGUGGCAUCGUAUGCGCGAACCAGAGGCAUUCCUGUGCUAGCUGACGGCGGAAUCCGUGAUGUGGGUUACAUCACCAAGGCUGUAGCACUUGGUGCGAGCGCCGUUAUGAUGGGGGGUCUGCUAGCGGCUACCACAGAGGCUCCCGGCGAGUAUUUCUGGGGUCCCGGAGGUGUACGCGUUAAGAAGUACCGUGGUAUGGGUUCGUUGGAUGCGAUGGAAGCGAAUGCUUCAAGUCAGGACCGAUACUUCACGGCUGAUUCUGAUCAGAUCAAAGUUGCUCAAGGCGUGUCAGCCACCAUGAAAGAUCGCGGUUCAUGCCACAAAUUCUUGCCAUAUUUGGUGCGUGGCGUACAACAUGGGUUUCAGGAUAUUGGUGUCCAUUCACUGCAGGAAUUACAUGAAAAAGUCAAUAAUGGUACAGUGCGCUUUGAGCGGCGUUCACAUAACGCACAACUCGAAGGUGGUGUGCAUUCACUUCACUCAUUUGAGAAACGUCUCUACUAG